This is a messenger RNA of Tarenaya hassleriana, 1701 nucleotides long. Its product is annotated as transcription factor GTE5, chloroplastic-like. The coding region runs from base 220 to 1614 and encodes 464 amino acids. The transcript has 5 exons. Lineage: Eukaryota; Viridiplantae; Streptophyta; Magnoliopsida; Brassicales; Cleomaceae. Gene Ontology annotation, molecular function: protein binding. The record is from RefSeq and is a predicted model, not a curated record.
UGUAAAGCGCGUGUGCCUGCGCCUAUUCUCGUGUCGUUGCGACUCGUCAUUGCUUCUAGGGUUUCUUCUCUGCGAUUCUUCAUCAACCAAGAACCCUAAUCCCUCUCUGUUUCUUCCUCCCCUCGUUCGAUUGCCUAAUUGAAGCCUUCAAUCGCGUUGCUGCUACCUAAACACUAGAGAAGCCCUAGUUUUUUGUCCCCUCAUAACUGUCGGAUCGGGAUGGCUUCUGGCCCAUUACCAGGUGUCGGAGCUUCGAAGGCGAAACGUAAAUGGAGCGCAGGAGGCAACAGCAAGAGCCAGAACCGGUCGAAGCCAUCUAUGGCGGCGAGGAAGGAACGGCCUGUUCCGCCUGUUUCUCCGACAAAUUCGAUUGCGUCGGAGGACGAUCACCACAUGGUGGAGAUAAGUUUGAAUUCGAUCUCGAAGCUUGAAGUCAGGAACUUGAAGAGGAAACUAAAGGCUGAGCUUGAUGAAGUACGGAGCUUGAUCAAGCGGCUCGAUCCUCGUGGUGAUGUCGACGGAAGUUUCGGGGGCAUUCCCAGAGCUGAUGAUAGCAAUAAAAAGAUGAAGACCAGCAAUGGCGGUAAGAAGGGUGGGUUUGGUACGGACAAAGGUACAGUAAUUCAGAUUUUCGAAAACUGCAACAAUUUGCUUACGAAAUUGAUGAAGCAUAAGUUCGGAUGGGUUUUCAAGGUUCCAGUGGAUGCCAAGGGGCUUGGUCUGCAUGAUUAUCACACCAUUGUUAAGAGACCUAUGGAUUUGGGUACUGUAAAGACCAGGUUGAGCCAAAAUUGGUACAAAUCGCCAUUGGAGUUCGCCGAGGAUGUGAGACUUACUUUUAACAAUGCAUUGUUGUAUAACCCGAAAGGGCAUGAGGUGCAUCACAUGGCAGGGCAUUUGUUGAAAAUGUUCCAAGAGAAGUGGGUGGCCAUGGAAAUGCAGUGUGAGAAUCUUGAUACGAUGAACAAACAGACCCGUGAUGUCGAAUUCCCUAUUGUAGAUCCAUUACCUGCUCAAACUCCUUCCAUGUCUUCGCCUCGGAUUGUUGAGAAUAGGGCUCUGGACCGAGCAGAAUCAAUGACAAAUCCGGUUGAACCCGAAACAGUUACAAUGGUCUGUGAGAAGCCAGAAGAAGAAGCUUCUGGUGAGAGGGACCUGACAUUUGAAGAGAAACGGAGACUGAGUGAAGACCUUCAGGACUUGCCUUUUGACAAACUGGAGACUGUUGUCCAGAUCAUAAAGAAGAGGAACCCUGAACUCUCUCAGCAAGAUGACGAGAUUGAACUGGAUAUCGAUAGUCUUGAUCUCAAAACACUUUGGGAGCUUUACAGAUUCGUGACCGAGUACAAGGAGAGCUCGGGCAAGAAAAAAGAGGAUCAUGGGUUUGGUUCAGAAAGAGACGCAGAAUCUAUUCACGAUAUUAACCAAGAACAGAACAAGCUUGCAACUGGUAGUGGGACAUCAAGAGUUACUGAAUCAGGCAGAGCAACACCUACGGGAGAAAACAACGUUGAUGGAUCAAGUAGUUGUAAAAGUUCUAGCAGCGAUUCGGGCUCUUGUUCUAGUGAUUCCAACAGUGGCAGCUCCUCAGGACAUGGAUCUGAUAUGGGCUGAUCCGGAAAGGGAUGAGAUGGAUAAAGGAGAGUGGACAAAAUGUGAAAGGGGAUGACGUGAGAGGCAUGGACUGACCCCAACAUCUAC